CGAUACAAUUAGUACUUUUUCUCAAUUGAUUUUCCUCGUCGCUUCAUUAUUUUUAUUAAUACAAUUUUGACGCGAUUUAAAAGGAAGUGUGCAGUCGUAUUGCUGGAGUCAGAGCUUGCAGGCCUUUCGUCAUAGCAAUUAUGGAUAUACCGUCAAUAUCUGAGUGGUUUAACCACCGAAACGUAUUUGUCACCGGUGGUACCGGGUUCAUGGGGAAGGUUCUGAUCUACAAGUUACUCGAUAGUUGCAACAAUCUAGGGAACGUGUUUCUGCUGAUCAGGAAGAAGAAGGGGCUUGAUCCUCAGGCAAGGCUACAGCUGAUACUACAGCAAGAACCAUUCAAAAUCAUCAAGGAAAAGUAUCCGGAGAGAUUGAAGAAACUCAUAUUGGUACCUGGCGAGACCACGUCGGAGGAUCUCGGUUUAUCAACCGACGAUAAGGCGAGACUAUUGAAAGAGGUUUCCGUAGUCUUCCACAUGGCAGCAAACGUCAAGUUUGACUUGUCAUUGAAAGAGGCGGUAAAUAUAAACACCGUCGGCACGAUGAACGUUCUAAAUUUCGUUAAACAGAUGCCGCAUUUACAAUCUUUCAUCCACGUGUCCACCUCGUACUGCCACUGCAACGAAGAUGUGUUAGAAGAAAAAAGUUACCUCUGCUCGAUGAAGCCCGAGAAGGUAAUACAAACAGUAAACGAUAUGACUGAUGACGUUCUUAAAGUGAUGACGCCAAAGAUAUUACAAGGACUACCGAAUACCUACGCUUUUAGUAAAGCGCUUAGCGAGGACUUGGUCCAGAGGUCUGGUCUGCCUGCGGGCGUAGCUAGACCUUCUAUAGUGGUCGCAUCCUGGAAAGAACCAGCACCGGGUUGGGUAGAAAAUAUGAACGGACCGACGGGCUUGAUGGUCGGUGCUGGAAAAGGGGUGAUCCGCACGGUGCUGUGUAAUUAUAAUUAUUUACUGAACCUGAUCCCUUGCGACAUGGCGAUCAACGCGAUUAUCGGGUUAGCGUGGAAAGUAGGGAGGGAAAAACCAGAAGAGCCGAUAUUUAUGAACGUCACUAGCGGUUCCGAGAACCCGAUUUCUUGGGGAUAUGCUGUGGACACCGGGAAAAAACACGCUACGACAUAUCCGUUCACAGGAGUACUUUGGUAUCCGGGCGGAAGCGUCACCACGUUAAAGUUCUAUCACUGGAUACGUGUCCUCUUUUUCCACCUACUACCUGCAUAUUUCUUAGAUGGGCUAAUCGUUUUAACCGGGAAUAAACCUUUUUUGGUGAAGGUACAACGCAGAGUGAAUGCUGGUAUCGAAUUAGUACAAUAUUAUACCACAAAGCAAUGGGACUUUCGAAACGACCGGAUGAGACAUUUACAGGAGGAAUUAAACUCAUCUGACAGAGAAGAAUUUUUUAUGGACACGAAAUCAAUAUCCUGGGAUGAUUAUUUAUGUAGAUAUAUUCAAGGCACAAGGAAAUAUUGUUUAAAGGAUGACCCUUCGACUCUACCUCGCGCGCGAAAAGUUCUCAUGUGCCUGUACUUCGCGGACUGGCUCGUUAAAAUUGGUCUAACUGUGCUGUUCUUCUGGUUUAUGUAUUCUUGGAUAAUCCGCCAUCCGUCAGAACUGACUACCACGACUAUUGACGAAAUCUGAUUAGCUUUAGAUAAAAUAUUAGUCUGAAUAGAUGUACCUAAUAAAUAUUAUCUGUAUGUGUACCUUGUUGACUUAUGCAGAGUCAGUAAGAAUUGUCAUAUGGAGUAACCGGUUUAAGAAUUUAAUUAAAAUAUAUUGUAUAUGAACUUAUUAUACAAAAUUUUUAAAACUAUUUCUAACAAACUUUAUAAUAAGAUUAAUGACUAUAGCAAAAUAUUAAA
Ceratina calcarata is the source of this 1867-nucleotide messenger RNA. RefSeq names its product putative fatty acyl-CoA reductase CG5065. Gene Ontology annotation, cellular component: peroxisome. NCBI's taxonomy places the organism in Eukaryota, Metazoa, Arthropoda, Insecta, Hymenoptera, Apidae. The coding region runs from base 141 to 1646 and encodes 501 amino acids. The record is from RefSeq and is a predicted model, not a curated record. Gene Ontology annotation, molecular function: alcohol-forming very long-chain fatty acyl-CoA reductase (NADP+) activity. The transcript is spliced from 7 exons. Gene Ontology annotation, biological process: long-chain fatty-acyl-CoA metabolic process.